Messenger RNA from Diplodia corticola, 1917 nucleotides. RefSeq lists its product as uncharacterized. Gene Ontology annotation, molecular function: DNA-binding transcription factor activity, RNA polymerase II-specific; RNA polymerase II transcription regulatory region sequence-specific DNA binding. Gene Ontology annotation, cellular component: nucleus. The transcript has a single exon. The coding region runs from base 1 to 1917 and encodes 638 amino acids. The record is from RefSeq and is a predicted model, not a curated record. Lineage: Eukaryota; Fungi; Ascomycota; Dothideomycetes; Botryosphaeriales; Botryosphaeriaceae. Gene Ontology annotation, biological process: anatomical structure development; regulation of transcription by RNA polymerase II; regulation of cell population proliferation.
AUGGACGACGCCACGCAGCAGCCAGGCCAAGCUGGCGACCACCAGGAACAAGCCUCGCACCAGCCCGACACCGUUUGCGAUUCUGGAGACUUUGAUCCCAGUCUCUUUGACACGCUGGAUACUUCCAGUGAGGAGCAUCUUCUGAAGCUUUUCCUCGCCGAGCUUGAUCAACAGUCUCCUCCGACCCAGAACCUCAACCCGGACCCUGCUCGCGACGCCGCUACGACUCAGUCGCAGCAACCCACCCAGACCCCAUUGCCCACAUCCGCAUCAACGAGCCACACGAACACCUCUGCCCCAAGCCAGGUGCAGCCGCAACCACUUCCGCAGCCGCAACCAUUCCCGCAGCCCCAACUCAUGCACCCGCAGCCGCAACUCAUGAUGAACCCUCAACCGCAAUCCACACGCCCGCAGCAACAGAAACGUUCAGAAAAGCGCCUCAACAACAGCGACAUGAUCAGGUCUUCCCUGGCCAAGGACGAGAAGUCCAAGGGCUCCGCCCGACAAGCGCAGCGCAAGAACAACCACCACCACCAGAAGGAUCAGCCGGCAAGCGCGACGCAGCAGAAGGGCAGCAAGCGCAAGGUCGACGGCGGGCCCGCCGCCCCUUCCACGGCAGAAGAAGCGACGCAGCCCCAGCGUCACCCCAAGCAGCGUCGAACCAGCAGCAACAGCAUCACCAACACCAGCGCGCCCAUUGCCGCCGGAGCCAAACCCAUCGGACAGGAUCACCGCGCCACCGCCCGUCCCGGCGGCUCCCAGACCAACCCGCUGCUGGUCCUCGACGACGACGACGACGACGACGACGACGACGACGUCGACAACAACAACAACAACGGCCUCGGCACCGCUCGCCAGUACGAACAGCAGCGCCGCCGCGACUCCCUCCCCGCCGCCUACGACAUCCCGCAGCCGCAGCCUCAACCUCAGCACCAUCACCACACCAUGGCAGCAGCAACCCCUCCCACCCACAACCUCUCCUCCUCUCACCCUCCCGCUCCCGCUCCCGCUCCCGCUCCCCUUCCUCCUCCGUCGCCGCCCGCGACCGAUCACGACGCCCAUCACGAACACCCCCCGCAGAUGAUCACGCACACGGCCCCGACCGCCGCCUUCGCCGUGCAAGAGACGAUCGCGCUGGGCGCGCCCACGGGCGGCCACGCGCAGCGCAGCUUCGCCUUCUCGCCCGCGUGCGGCGUCGGCGUGCGGCGCACGGGCCGGCUGGUGUCGGUCAAGAAGGGCGAGCGGGUGCUGCAUUUCACGAGCAACAGCGGCGGGGCCCGCCGCAAGAGGACGGCGACCGCUGCUGCUGCUGCUGCUGCCGGCGGUGACGGUGAUGGCGCGACCGAGGUCCGCGAGAUGAGUGGCCAUGGCCAUGGUGCAGGUGGCGGCGGCGAGGAGGAGGUGGUGGAGGCCGCGGUCCGGUUCAAGGUCGUCGGGUUCGGCCCGUGUGCGCGUUGCAUGGCGACGCCGGCGACGACGCUGUGCGACCGCGGUUAUCCGUGCCGCGUGUGCGUCGAGGAGGCGGGAGGCGAUUUGGUGGCGGCGAUGGGGGCGUGUCACUUGCCCAUUGUGGAGAAGCCGGAUGGUGUGAUUGAUGGGGAUGAGCUGCUUGAGAGGGGCUUGCAGGUUGUGAGGCCGGGCAUGGCCGUGGUGGUUGUGGCGGAAGACGAGAAAGAGGAUGAGGGGAAGGAGGAGACGGAGAAUGAGGAGAGGGAGCAGCAGAAGCGGCAGCAGGGGGAGGGGGAAGACGAGAAGGAGAACAAGGAGGAGAGGGAGAGGGAGAAUGAGGAGAGGGAGCAGCAGCAGCAGCAGGGGGAGGAGGGAGAAGAAGAAGAAGGACGGGUUGUGGUUGGGGAAGAGAGUGGGGCUGGUGAUGGGACUGGAGGGGGCAUGUCAGCGCUUGGCGGUGGCCAGUGA